Molecule: messenger RNA, 2115 nt
Organism: Copidosoma floridanum
Lineage: Eukaryota; Metazoa; Arthropoda; Insecta; Hymenoptera; Encyrtidae
Gene: Ate1
Product: arginyltransferase 1
Biological process (GO): protein arginylation
Cellular component (GO): cytoplasm
Molecular function (GO): arginyl-tRNA--protein transferase activity
Source: RefSeq, a predicted model, not a curated record
AAGUGCUGUUUUUCCUCUUGGUUUCCCAAAGUGUUUUUUUAGGUUUAGUCACGAUGUCCAAGACUCAGCAGUUCAGCGUCAUCGAGUAUUGUUCCAGGCAGGAAAAGAACAGAUGCGGCUACUGUUGCAAUCCCAAUACAAGCUACAGCCAUGGAAUGAGCGCACACUCCUUGACUGUGCAAGAUUAUCAAAACUUGAUUGACAGAGGAUGGAGAAGAAGUGGCACUUACUGUUACAAACCCAUCAUGGAUGUAACUUGCUGUCCCCACUACACAAUAAAAUGUGAAGCUCUAAAUUUUAAGAUAUCCAAAUCUCAGAAAAGAACUUUGAAGCGCUUGAUUAAGUUUUUAAAGAAUGAAUUGCAAAAUGACGAAAAGACUAGUCCUGUGGAAAAAGACACAGUCAAAAGCAUGGAGAUUGCAGAUGUUCCUCAAUUUUCUGAGACAAAAGAAAUGGAUGCUUCCAAAAUGCAAGUUUCUUCAAUAUCAGAAGAGCUUGUCAGUAGUCUAAGUCCUAGUGUAAAUUGUAUUGAACUAAGUACAAGUAUAAGUAAGCAAACAAACAAAAAUGCUCAAGUAUCCAACUUAUCAAGUCAGUCAAUUGAUGCAUCAAAGCCAAGGUCUAGUAAAUUUUGUGACUCAAGUAUGAAUGUACAAAAGAAAGCUAAACUUAUACGUAUAGAGAGAGCAAGAAGUAAACUUGCAGCUCAAGGAAAAUCACCUCAUGAAAUUGAUGAAAUUGUAAGGAAAAAGAAGCUACAAAAAGCUGGUAAAACAUUGGAGGAUUAUUUUAAUGAAAUAAAUGGUUGCUCUAACAAAUUAGAGAUAAAGUCGUUAAGAGUCAUGUCUGAUGAAUUUCUCGAUUUACUCGAUGAUGAAGCUGAUCUUUUUAAGAAAUACCAAAUGGCGAUCCAUAAAGACACAUUGGAAGAUUGUAAUAAAUUAGCUUUUUUUGAAUUUCUUGUCCAAAACCCACUGCAGGAGUGGACGCCAGAUGAUGGUCCACCUCAAGGAUAUGGGGCAUUUCACGAACAAUAUUGGCUUAAUGGUCAAUUGAUAGCAGUAGCUGUGAUUGAUAUAUUGCCAUAUUGUAUAUCUAGUGUCUAUUUAUUUUAUGAUCCAGCUUACUCAUUUCUAUCAUUGGGGACAAUCAGCUCUCUUAGAGAAGUCGUAUUAACGCGACAAUUAAACAAAUAUGCCCCAAGUUUAAAGUUUUAUUACAUGGGGUAUUACAUUCAUACGUGCCCAAAAAUGUGUUACAAGGCAAAAAUGCGACCAUCAAAACUCCUCUGUCCGGAAUCUUAUGUUUGGUGUGAUAUUAAUGAUUGUUUGAAAAAGUUAGAUGUAUCCAAAUAUAGCAGAUUAAAUGAUGAUUCAAACGCACAGGAUGAAGAUGGAAAUGUAAACAUAAACCAGGUAUUGGUACUCUAUGAAAGGAAAGCCAUGCAUUACAGAGUGUGGAAAAAUCGUUUCCCCAACAGCGCAGUUGAUAGCCUGAUACGAGAGUAUGCAUGUCUAGUAGGUAAAAAAUGUGCUACUAGUAUGCUUUAUUACAUCAGAGAUUAAACGAAUAUCAUAAGGCAUCACUAUACAGUUUUCCAAAAAAAAAGCAUUAACUAAGAAAAACUAUAAAAUAUUCAUCUGUAAAAACUACCGUGCAAUUUGAAGCUUUGAAUCGUCAUUAAGUACUGUUACAGUAUUUUAGUAUAAUAAACAUUAAUUGUAUUAAAUCAUGACCAUUUUAACAAAUCUUAAAAUUUUUAAGUUUUUCUGUUUGUAGCUUUUGAUCAAUUCUUAAAAUUUUUAGCACCGCGACAAUACUACUUCAGCCGACUGCAUAAUAAUACGUUAAUUUUACAACGAACUGUUUGUUAUAACCAUAAUAAUAAUUUGUGAAGUGAAAGUGCUUGUAUCAUAAAUUAAACUAAAAUUUUUUUUAGUUUCAAAAAUUCUCCAAAAAAAAUUGUCAUAAUACUUGUUGAACUUAUCAAGGCAUAAUUAUAAAAAUUCAGUUCACUUUACUUGAAGUACGUGUAAACUUUUGUGAAUAUACAACGUAACAAAAAUGUAUAUUUUUAUUAAAAAAAAAAAAACAAAAAAAAAACGAAAUGAAUAA